AAAAACUUUCUUCGCUCGGUCACAUUUAUUUUCAGCUUUGCGGAAGACAGUUUGAUGAAGUUUAAAACAAAUCUUUAGAGAUUCUGGGGAUAACUAAAAGCCUGGCGUGGAGAAUUGGCUAUCAACAUUGGCGUCUUACUUCACACAGAGUGCAACAUUGAUUUCUUUUUGAACUUGAAGCGCCGCCGUCCGCUUCUCCACCCACCGAGCACACACACACACAAACACCCCGACGAAAAACAAUUUUCCGAAGGCAAUUAAAUAGCGUUGGAAGCUGAUAAAGAGCGAUUGAUAUGGCGGAACGCGAGCGCAGCAUUCACGAGAUGCUGAAAGAUGCGCCCUCGCUGAACGACAGCUGCGGAGCGGUGCACACGGGCACCGAAGGCGGCAGCAUGGUCAUUGGGAGCUCCAGUAGCCACAGUAUUAUCGGCAGCGGCGGCAGCGUUGGCCCCUUCAGUGCCCCAAAUAGUUUGCCAUUGCGAAACCACUCAGCACCCACCACACCGAUGUCGCCGAUAAGCCCGCCGUCUGGCAAUGGCUCCCUCAGCCCGACGGAUAGCGGGAGCGGCAGCCUCAUACGCACAAGCGCUUCCAAGAUCGACAGCAUCAAGAAUUGGAGCAUAUCCACAUACAAGUGCACGCGCCAGAUAAUGCUGGAGAAGCUGGGCAAGUCACAGCGCACGGUGGACUCUGAGCUAGAGGCUCAGAUCGAGCAGCUGCGCGAGACGCAGCGCAAGUAUCUGUCCAUUUUGCGGCUAACGCGAGCCUUCAGCUCGCACUUCCAGCAUGUGGUCGUCACCCAACACGCGUUGGCCGACUCCUUUGCCGAUCUGGCGCAGAAGAACCCAGAGCUGCAGAAGGAGUUUACCUGCAACUCUGAGACGCAGCGUAACCUGACCAAGAAUGGGGAACUGCUGCUAAAUGCGCUCAACUUUUUCAUAUCGUCGGUGAACACGUUGUGCAACAAGACAAUCGACGACACUCUGCUGACGAUACGACAGUAUGAAACAGCCAGAAUCGAAUUUGAUGCCUACCGCAUGGACUUGGAGAACACGAAGCCGGAACUGACGCCCUCGGCCACAGCUCUGGAGGAGACUCAGCGCAGCUAUGCGCAGCACAAGGAGCAGUACGAGAAACUCCGCUCUGACGUGGCCGUUAAAAUGCAAUUUCUCGACGAAAAUCGCAUUAAAGUGAUGCACAAGCAACUGAUCUUGCUGCAUAAUGCCAUCGCAGCGUACUUUUCCGGCAAUGCCAUAGCCCUGGAAAGCACUCUGAAGCAGUUCAAUAUCAAGCUUAAGUCACCUAAUGCCGCCACCGGAUCUUGGCUGGAACAGUAGUCGUAUCUGACUAUCCAACACUCGAAGAACCCUUUCAGGCGGCAUCUAAAAGCAUCUAAUUGGAGGAGCAGUUGCCUCUUCUCCUCCGCUCACUUGCUGAACGAGCACGCUCUCUAAAAGAAAUCCAAAGCUAAGAAAGUCCAAGCCCAGGCAUGCACUCUGGAUGCUGCACGAACAACAAUAUUUACGAGCUAAGUUAAAGUCGAAUUCCUAAGCCGUAAGCAGAAAGUGGCAACUGUGUAUGUUAUAUACAUAUAUAUAUAUAUUUUUCCAGCCGCUUU
Messenger RNA from Drosophila serrata, 1618 nucleotides. It is a transcript of the gene Arfip, whose product is annotated as ADP ribosylation factor interacting protein arfaptin. Gene Ontology annotation, biological process: intracellular protein transport; regulation of Arp2/3 complex-mediated actin nucleation. Gene Ontology annotation, cellular component: trans-Golgi network membrane. Lineage: Eukaryota; Metazoa; Arthropoda; Insecta; Diptera; Drosophilidae. The record is from RefSeq and is a predicted model, not a curated record. Gene Ontology annotation, molecular function: phospholipid binding; protein domain specific binding.